GAAAAACCUUUAUAUUAUUAGAAAACACAGCAAAAUCAAAAUCAGAAAAAAGGGAGAGAAAGAAUAAGGAGGAGAAACAAACCAACACAGAAUCGCCAAUCAUCUUCAGAGGCCCUGUUGUUUGGUUCAUAGGACAAGUAUUGCACAACCGAUACAAUGUCUCCAUCAGCGAAAUCAAAAUCCAAGUCCCAGGAGAAGGCCUCUGCAAGGGGGGGUAAGGAACAACAUAAGACUUCUCCAAAGACUUCCAAGUCUCCAACUCAUGGGAGUGGCACUCCUGCUAGUGCACACAAUCCCAUCUCGGGAACAUUUCAAACUCCAGAAACAUCAUUGGUUGCUUCCUCUACUCAAGUUCAUGACAACAGUCAUUUCCCAAAAAUAGAUGAUGCAGAUGAGCAUUCUAGAAGUCCUCAAGGAAUGGUGUCUGAAUGUGAUUCGGUUUCUAACAAUGGUAGCUGCUCUGGUGAAUCAGAAGAGUCUAAAGAGAAGGUAACAGUAACAAACUCUUCUACUCAGCCAGACAGUAUACUUGGUUGUGAUAAUGAUAGAAGGGAGAAGAUCCGCUUGAAGAACGAGAGGAAGCACCAGAGGCAGAGGGAAAGGAGAGCACAGGAGUUGCAUGACCGUUGUUGCGGGUACCUAAUGUCAAGAAAGCUAGAAUCACUUGCACAGAAGUUAGUGGCGAUGGGGUUCUCUUCUGAGCGAGCGACGUUGGCCUUAAUGUUAAAUGACGGAAAAUUAGAGCAAUCAGUUUCCUGGCUAUUUGAAGGGAGUGAAGAACAAUCACAAAGCAAGGAUACUACUAGCCUUAUAAGUGAGGGUAAUAUGAAAAUUGACAUACGUGAUGAGCUUGCUCAGAUAUCUGCCCUGGAGGUAAAGUACAAUUGUUCAAAGCAAGAGGUUGAAAGAGCAGUUGUUGCUUGUGAAGGUGAUCUUCAAAAGGCAGAAAAUACCUUAAGAACACAGAAUCAGGAAUUUCCUACAACCCAAUCGAAGUCAGAAGAUUCUGCUCAAAAUAAUAGUAGUCUGGUGAGAUCACAAGGAUCACCAGCAGCAUCGGUUUCAAUGCAGCACAGAGGGAAUGAAAAUGACUUUAACCAUUACAACAGGGUAGGUGGUUCAGAUUCCAUGUUUCCGGAUGUUGAAACCGGGAAUGUACAUUCUCUACAAUCGAAUCAUCCAAAUUUAAUGACUGAGAAAAGAUGGAGUGGUGUUCCAGGAUCAAGCCUGUCUGCUAUGUUUGCCAUGGCACCAUCCAUGCAAGCAGUGCCUCCAUUUGUUAAAAUGGAGGGCGGAUGGCCUAUUUCCCUUGCAAAUGAAGGAAGAAUGAUUCAACAAGGAGUAGGAAGGGAGCCGGUAAUGAUGCAACAUCCACAAUUCACAAAUGCCAAACAGAACUCUAUGAUGUCUUUAAAUUCCUUUCCUUCAGGAGCAGCAGGUUGGUAUGCAAAUAGUAUUCCAGGUGCUGACAAUGUGAGAUCAAAUGGGAAGUUACUACAAACUCAAAGCAUAAGAAGUGUGAGCCCAAAUCAUUUGGAGCAAUUUGGUCAAGCUCCGUAUAGGGAAUAUUCUCAUUUCCUUGGACCAGUAGACUACUCAUCUGCUGGAGUGGGUGGUUAUUGCAAGCCAAUGGGUGCAUCAUCAUCACCUCCACCUACAAUUCCUCCUCGGCAUCAAGGUUCAUGGAGCACGGGCGCGUCUUCACCAUCGCUCAUGGUGCCAACUUCCCUUGGACUAUUUUCUGGUCAUCAGAAUGCAGCCAGAACAUUCAACUCACAUUCACACAUGGAUUGGAACACUGUGGGUUUCAUGCCAGAAUUUGACUACAGCAGCAUAGAUUGGAGUUUGAAUGCGCCAUCUUCUUCCGUGUCGGGUGGACUGUGGCUAGGGAUCUCUUCAAUGUUGAGAAACAGUUAUGGGGAUAGGAGGGGCAGUCAAUGCAUGAGUGGAUUGCAAAUGGCUAGGGAAACUUCAUCAUCUGGUGGAUUGAGAGAGUGGACCACUCCUUUUGCUGGGAAGGACAUAUUCAGAGUUCCUAGGCAGUUUGUUACCUCUCCUCCUAUGUAGUCUUGUGUCAUGGGAACUAAAGGCGAUUAGUACUUGAAAAAAAGUGUCUUAAUGGUUGUUUCUGGUUUUCCAGUGAAAUUAAUUCAUCUUCUAAUUUAUGGUCUAUGAUUUUUUUCAGAUGGUUGCUUUUUGGAUAAAAAAAGAUUGAUUAAGUUCUUAAUCAAUGAACUCUCAUCACUUAAGGAUUUAUGUCAUGAAUUUGAUUUGAAACUUAUUAGAAAAGACUAAAAGAGCAAAAUUUCUCUGAGAAAACUAUAUAUUUUAAUUGGAAUGUACUGAUAGAAUAAUUUUCUUUUUAUACUUUCAUGUCAUGACAAAGUCUAGCGUGGUCAAGCUUCACAAGUGAAUCAUGGUGGUCCACUAUCUAACAACUGUCAGAUCUAUUAUUAAAAUGUUGAAGGGUGUAGGUUAGUUAUGCGCAACUUUUUGUGUGUUAUUAAUAAUUAAAAUUAAUUUUUUCAGGUUUGGUGAGGGUGAUUUAUUUUGUCACUAUUCGAUUUGAAUCCACCAUUGGGUUUGCGGUUGUGAAUGAGUUGUGAUGAGCUUGCGGUUGUCGUUGCCACCGUGAGAAUGACCCCGAAUUGGAGGAAUAUUGGUAAAUGGUGACGGUCAAAGUGACGAGGACCAUAAAUAUGGUGGAUUGGAGACGACAUUUUGCAGUAGUGUGCCCUACAAUUUCCCCUUCUUUUAUGAAAUGUGAUUUUCUAUUUAAUCUCAGAAUUCCAAAUUCUAAAAUCAAUCCCGAAAACCUCAGAAACCCUUCAUAUUCUAUUUAGGAUCUAUGGCCACUGCUCCAACAACUCGUUGGAAAAAUUAGUCGUUCUUCCAUAACCUUCGGGAAUCGAUCAUAAACUCAAGUUGUGGAGGCACGAAGAUGGAGCUGUGUCGAGAUGAAUAAGCCGCAUUGGUUCUCAAGUUCGUCACCAUCAUCUCCAUUCUCCUCGCCGGCAUGGCAGAAAUCCCCAUCCCUCUCGUUGGAAAACACCGUCGCUUCCUCCGCACCACCAACAACAAGAGAGAUAGAACUCCCGUUGAGAUUUGCCAAACUGUGGUGUGGGAUAAAAAAGGCAAAGAAAAAAGACGAGAGAAAGAAAGAUUGAGGGAAAGAAAAAAACGAGAAGGGAAUCCAAAUAUGCAUUAAAGACCGUUGGCUUGUCGUUGAGAUUUGAUGCUAUCCCUUCACUCCCUUGUUCACGGAUCUUUAUAUCGUCUUUCUAUCCCAAUCUUUCUCUAUAUUAUUUUA
Molecule: messenger RNA, 3310 nt
Organism: Glycine soja
Lineage: Eukaryota; Viridiplantae; Streptophyta; Magnoliopsida; Fabales; Fabaceae
Exons: 2
Coding region: 157-2067 (636 amino acids)
Molecular function (GO): protein binding
Source: RefSeq, a predicted model, not a curated record